AAAGCUACCAAAAACCAUUGCCAAAGCGUUGAUUGAUAACUGAAGACUUAUUGUUCACUGCACUGUUGUUUGUUGAAAGCUCCUUGCCAAUGGUGAAAGCCGAUAUGAAGAAGAUUCAACCAGAAGCAUCAAAGCAAAUGUCUUCACCACCGUCGUCAUCAUGCAAGAAGAAGUACAAGGGUGUGAGAAUGAGGAGCUGGGGUUCUUGGGUGUCAGAGAUUAGGGCUCCAAAUCAGAAGACAAGAAUCUGGUUAGGGUCUUAUUCUACGCCAGAAGCUGCCGCAAGAGCCUAUGAUGCUGCACUGCUAUGCCUCAAAGGUUCAUCGGCAAAUCUCAACUUCGCCAUCACUUCUUCACAUUACAUCCCCGAUGGUGUUUUGUCUCCCAAGUCAAUACAAAGAGUGGCCGCUGCAGCUGCCAAUGGUUUCGUCAACAGUGCCGCCGCCGCCGCCGCAACAAUAUCGCCGCCACCUUCCUCCGAAUCCUCCUCUUCUUCAACCUCUUCCCCAUCUAUGUCUUCCUCGCCAUCUGAUCAAGUAGUUGAUUAUGAUGAUGAUUACAUGUCACUAAUACAAUCUCUUGUAGCGGAAGAUGAGCCUAUUUCUCUGAUGGAACCAUGGUACUCCUCCUUUAAUCAGAUGUUGAAUGUGUCCUCGCUUGUUCCGCCCUCAACGAUCAAUGAAUUCUACGAUGAAGGCGAUGAUAUUCGUCUGUGGAGUUUUUGCUAAGCUUGAGCAUUAAACCAUUCUUUUAUUCUUUCCAAUUAUUUGAUAAUCUUCAGUUGUUGCUUGAAGAUGCUUGCUGACAGUAACCAAAAAAAUUCAUAUUUCACUGUAUUUUCAGACGAUUUUUUUUUUUAACUCUCGAAGUGGAGAGUU
Hibiscus syriacus is the source of this 878-nucleotide messenger RNA. RefSeq names its product ethylene-responsive transcription factor ERF014-like. The record is from RefSeq and is a predicted model, not a curated record. The transcript has a single exon. NCBI's taxonomy places the organism in Eukaryota, Viridiplantae, Streptophyta, Magnoliopsida, Malvales, Malvaceae. Gene Ontology annotation, molecular function: DNA binding; DNA-binding transcription factor activity. Bases 90 to 728 code for a protein of 212 amino acids. Gene Ontology annotation, biological process: regulation of DNA-templated transcription.